CGGGAAGGAGGCGACGGACACCCAGCGCCUGACCUGGGGAAGCCGUUGCUCAGCCUGAUGGCACGGCGAGCCCGCAUCCUGACGGCCUCUGCCCUGGGGUACUUCAGCCAGUUUCUUCCCCUAGUUCUCUCUGUUCAUCUCUUGUAUGGUGAGCUAUUGAUGUACUGAGGGAACAAACAGAGCACUGGGGAAGCAUUAACUUCGCAACCAGUGUCUGAGGACAGCCGAUAGGCUGCCGAGCAAAGAAGAUGAGACAAUUUCCCUGUCUGAGACUAUUUCCCUUCCUACAGCUUCCUUGGGCGAGAUGUGAGGAGAAUUGUGUCAGUCCUGAACAUUGCCUGACCACAGAUUGGGUACAUCUCUGGUAUAUAUGGCUGCUGGGGGUGAUCGGCGUCCUGCUUCUCCUGUGCGGCCUGACUUCCGUGUGCUUCCGCUGCUGUCUGAAUCACCAGCAAAGUGGAGAGGAGGAGGACCGGCCACCCUAUGAAGUGACAGUCAUUGCUUUUGAUCAUGACAGCACCCUCCAGAGCACGAUUACUUCCCUGCAGUCAGUGUUUGGCUCUGCAGCUCGAAGAAUCCUGGCUGUGACUCACUCCCACGGCUCUCUGGGCCAACUGCCCUCUUCUCUGGACACCCUCCCAGGAUAUGAAGAAGCUCUUCACAUGAGUAGCUUCACAGUUGCAAAGUGUGGGCAGAAAGCAUCUGAUCUACCCCCGGUGCCAGAGGAAAAGCAAGUGCCUCCAACGCAGCAGGAGUCUUCUCCAGUAGAACACUCUGCAAAUUGAUGGGGAGCCUGGUUUCAUAAAUGGCAGACAGGGUGGGGAUGGUCUCCAGGGUCGGUAGAGACAGACAAAGGGAACAUUUUUUUUCUAACUUUCAGAAGAUUUAGGAUGACAUCUAAACAUCAUUCAGUGGAAAUGAUGGAUUCCAACUCUUUACCUCCAGACACAUCUAAUUUCUGAUAUGGAAUGCUCUAAUCAGGAACUCUCAUUCUUAUCCGAUGGCCAAAUUUUGCAACUAACCUCUAGCAAUGUUAGUUACCACUGAAGCAGGAAAGCAUUGAAGGUAUCUUGAAUUCCUCCAGACACUGAGUUCCCUUGCCCAUACGAUACUGCAGGUUGCUCUUCUCUGCCAGCUAAUAGAUUGUAACACACUUGACAAAGACAAGAGUGUAGGCACAGCCACAGAAUUAAUGCACUUAAUUCGUGCCUCCCUUCUCUUGAGAGAAUGCUGACUUUUAUACUGAAUGAUAAUGAUAAUUUUGGACAUCAAGAAUACCUUGGCAGGCAUCCAGAAUCUUGGGUGGGAUUGCAGGUACGGGCUAAGAGAACACACUACAUACAGUAUUGAAGUGUCAAACAUCAAGGUCUUUCUUUCACCCUAGUCCUACCCACUAGCUGUUGGAGAAACUGCAUCCAGUGCAGUAACAGUUCUACUAAUUAUUCAGUUCCUCUGACCAGCAAACACACAUACACAAACGUGUGCACGUGCACACAUGCACAUACACAUGCACACUUUUCAAACUCUAAAAUAGCAUUGUUUUGUUUCUUUCCUCCUUCCUGCUUUGAUCACUUGAAGCCAAUUGUCUGUAGUGACACAUGCUAGUCUCUAGUGAUGGCCUUCACUGCCAUCUAGUGGAACCAUGGUGAAAAAUGAAUUUGCCUAUUUGAGCCUAUCUACACACCUCUUCAGUUCUGGGAUCACUGACUGAACUUAACCUGGAUGGGAUCCUUUCUAUGUCACUAUCCUGCUGUGUAACGCCAAGCCACCCACAUAACAUGCUACCUUCAAAAUGUAUUGAGGAAGCGGAGCGUAUUUGGGGGAAACUACUUACCAGGGAUCUUGGAUAAGUCCCUCAAAUCUGUAAGGCAUGAUUUUCUCAUCUGUAAGAUAGGAGAUAAAACACAUAUAAGCUCGAUAUAAAUGACAAGAUUUAUAAAGUACUAUGCACACGUAUUUGCUGUUCUUACUGUUGACAUGUAAUUUUCACCUGCCUUCUUCGGUUCUCCUGAGAAUUAUGUUCUGAUUUUUCCUCUUGCCAGCCAGCCUGUGAUGUUAUUGCGAAGUCACAUCUGUAGUAGCUUUAUUUCAUCAAUAAAUAUUUGUCAAUUAAGAUAAACAA
Molecule: messenger RNA, 2122 nt
Organism: Manis javanica (Malayan pangolin)
Lineage: Eukaryota; Metazoa; Chordata; Mammalia; Pholidota; Manidae
Gene: TMEM52B
Product: transmembrane protein 52B
Source: RefSeq, a predicted model, not a curated record